AUGAUUAAAAUAAUAAUUUUUAGUUUUUUAGUUUUAGGAAGUUUAGCAAUUUGUAAAGCUUUUCCAAGUGGUUCUAUUAGUGGGGUUGCCUCUUAUUAUAAUGAUGCAGGUAUUGGUGCAUGUGGAACUCAAAUUAACGCCAAAACCGAUUUGAUAGUUGCCAUUCCUACAUCAUAUUGGACUAGCGCAAAUCCAAACGCUGAUCCUUUAUGUAACACCAAAAUAAAAGUAACACAUGGUAGUAAUUCGGUUGUACUUACUGUAGUUGAUAAGUGCCCAACAUGUGGCCCAAAUAAAAUCGAUAUUAGUGAAUCUGCAUUUAUCCUUCUUGCAGGUAGUACUGUCGAUGGAAUAAUCAAUGUAACUUGGGAGUUUAUUGGUACUGGAAGUAGUAGCACUACUACUGGGAACAGUGGAUCUGUAACAUCAGGAGCCAGUACAACAGGUGGUGGUAGUUGCCAAAAACAAGUAGCAGUUGCUUCAGGUCAAGGAUGUUGGGAUGUAUGGACUUCAAAGUGCGGCAAUCUAUGGGAUGAAAAUCAAUUCUAUCAAUCUAACCCAGGUGUACAAUGCACUUCUCUUAAAGUUGGUCAACUAUUGUGUUGUGGAAAAAGCAGUGCAAGUAGUGGCACUACUGGCUCAUCAUCUAGCGGCUCAUGUUCAAGAAAAACAACCGUUGAUGCAGGUCAAGGAUGUUGGGAUGUAUGGACCUCAAAGUGUGGCAAUCUAUGGAAUGAAAAUCAAUUCUAUCAAGCAAAUCCAGGUGUUCAAUGCACCUCUCUUAAAAUUAAUCAAUCACUUUGUUGUAAUUAA
Dictyostelium purpureum is the source of this 813-nucleotide messenger RNA. RefSeq lists its product as uncharacterized. The record is from RefSeq and is a predicted model, not a curated record. Gene Ontology annotation, molecular function: serine-type endopeptidase inhibitor activity; cysteine-type endopeptidase inhibitor activity. The transcript has a single exon. NCBI's taxonomy places the organism in Eukaryota, Evosea, Eumycetozoa, Dictyosteliales, Dictyosteliaceae. The coding region runs from base 1 to 813 and encodes 270 amino acids.